UUUUCCUGGGCGAGGGCUCGAAUGUCCUCUCGGGCACUCUCCAGGGAACCGCGAUUCCCUGACGCCAGGAGAAAAAUGGAGCUGCGCUCCCAGGUUUGUCUCAGACCAGAACGCACAGCGCCCAGUACCCAAGAGCGUGCGUAAAGGCGCACCGGGUGCCAGAUCAGCCUCCCGACUUGACAGCGCGCCCUUGCCGCGGCCAUGCACCCAGCUCUAGGCAACCAGAGCCUCAACCAGAGCGCGAGGGGAAGCGGCGGCAACCUGAGCGUAGAGGGUCCGCUGCAGGCUUCGGCUGAGGACCGCCUGGGUCGCAAGGGCCUGGUGGCGGUGGCCGUGUGCCUGGGGGUCAUCCUGCUCCUCGGCUGCCUCAACAACCUCCUGGUCGUGCUGAUCUUCGCCAGGUUCCGGGCCGUCCGCACGCCCAUCAACCUGAUCCUGCUCAACAUCAGCCUCAGCGACCUCCUGGUGUGCGUCUUCGGGACCCCGCUCAGCUUCGCCGCCAGCGUGCACGGCCGCUGGCUCCUGGGUCGGGCAGCCUGCCAGUGGUACGGCUUCGUGAACGCCUUCCUGGGCAUUGUCUCCCUGGUCUCACUCUCCAUCCUUUCCUAUGAACGUUAUGUGAUAGUCCUGCAAAGACACACCAAGGCAAACGUGUCUAGCUACCAGAAGUCCUGGCUGUGCAUAGCUACAUCCUGGCUCUACUCCUUGAUCUGGACCUUGCCGCCUUUCUUUGGCUGGAGCAGCUAUGGCCCCGAAGGGCCUGGCAUUAGCUGCUCCAUCACUUGGCACCUCAGGACUCCCAGCAACAUCUCUUAUGUCAUCUGCCUCUUUGUCUUUUGCCUUCUCGUCCCCCUCUUGACCAUGAUGUAUUGCUAUGGGAGAAUCCUGCAAGCCAUCAGACUGCAGGUUUCUAGGUUUCACCAAACAUCUAUUCAGAAAAGGGAGCACCACAUUCUGUUUAUGGUAGUAGCCAUGGUUACCUGUUAUUUCCUUUGCUGGAUGCCAUAUGGGAUAGUCUCUCUGAUUGCAACUUUUGGCAAGCCUGGAAUGAUCUCACCAGCAGUGAGCAUCAUCCCUUCCAUUUUGGCAAAAGCCAGCCUGUGUGUUAACCCCAUCCUUUAUGUGCUCUUGAACAAACAGUUUUACGAGUGUUUCACAAUCCUUGUGAAAUGUGGGCCUCCCCCUCAGCACAUGAAAACUACUUUUGAGGUCAAAAGUGAGCCAGGAUUCUCAAACAGCCAGCAGAGCAGAAGAAACCCACUUGCUUCAAAUUCAGGACAAUAAACAAGGAGAGGCCAAAUGCUCUACAAGGCAGCCUGAAAUGCUUGUGGUUCAUUACUGGUUCUAGCUUUAUAUGCUCAUUUGCCAUUGCCAUUGCCAUUGCCAUUGUUAUUGUUUAGAAUCUCAUGUAUAUACUCCUGGAGCACUUUGGUGAAGUGCUGGAAGCACAUUGAUCUAGAGCCUUCUGUCUAGCAAUGUCAGCAACAAUUCAAAUGUGCCAAACACUGGCCUCCGACCUGAGCAAUGACCAAGUGACAAGUGGUGAUCUUGGCUGUGUGGGUGCGAGUCCCCAAAUUCCCUCAAAAUUUCCAACAUUGUCCAUCACAGCAGACUGUUUCAUAACUGUCAGUGUCUGAAGUAUCUUCCAGAUGUGUGUGUGGAGUUCCUGUUUCUGUUAUGGACUUCUGUCCAUUUGAAUUACCAUCUCAGUUUUACAAAAUAACUACUUUAUAUAGGUAGGUAAA
Messenger RNA from Gekko japonicus, 1745 nucleotides. RefSeq names its product pinopsin-like. Gene Ontology annotation, cellular component: membrane; photoreceptor outer segment. The transcript has 4 exons. Bases 202 to 1284 code for a protein of 360 amino acids. Lineage: Eukaryota; Metazoa; Chordata; Lepidosauria; Squamata; Gekkonidae. The record is from RefSeq and is a predicted model, not a curated record. Gene Ontology annotation, biological process: visual perception; G protein-coupled receptor signaling pathway. Gene Ontology annotation, molecular function: G protein-coupled receptor activity.